This is a messenger RNA of Magallana angulata, 8154 nucleotides long. Its product is annotated as protein mono-ADP-ribosyltransferase PARP14-like. Lineage: Eukaryota; Metazoa; Mollusca; Bivalvia; Ostreida; Ostreidae. Gene Ontology annotation, molecular function: NAD+ poly-ADP-ribosyltransferase activity; transcription corepressor activity; RNA binding. Gene Ontology annotation, biological process: negative regulation of gene expression. Gene Ontology annotation, cellular component: cytoplasm; nucleus. The record is from RefSeq and is a predicted model, not a curated record.
AUGGCGGCUCUUGAUCUCGACGUGAAUUUUAGAGAAGCCAGCCAUUUUUCUUAUCCUGGAAAUAUUAUAGGAAUUUUUCCUCUACAGAUAUCUCAAAGCACUGUUUCUGACAUCCCCGACAACUGGCUUCAGGAUCAAGAUGACCAAAGUAGUCCAACAGCCGCCCCGCUUCCUGGAAAUUUCUUACAAGGUGACCAACGCAAUACAAUCAUUUUUCCUCCCCAUAACGCCCAAGGGCAGUAUCCUCAGAACAGUCAAAACAAUCCGUUUUUUCAUGGACAUAGUAAACAGUUCCAUCCAUCUGCUGGAUCACCAAGCCAACUUCCCUUCAGGGAUGGUCCUCAUUUGGUACCAUCUGACCCAAUUUCCUACAAAAGUUCCUUGGAGCCCACAUUUUAUAUGAAUUAUCCAAAUGUGUCCAUGUCUGGGCGUCAGGUGGUACCCAUUGACCACAUAUCCAACACAAGUUCAUUUCAGCCCACUAUAUAUGAAAAUUUUCCAAGUGUGUCCAUGACAAGACCUCAUGUGGUACCCUAUAACUCCACAUCUUACAAAAGUUCCUUUGAAUCCACAGUUAAUGAGAAUUUUCAAAGUAUGCUCAUGUCAGGGCCUGUAAGCAGUGUUCCCCCUCCCUAUGAGAACGAUGACUAUCCACCUCAAAUUCCUCCCAGAAUUCCUACCAGGAAGUCUCCAGCUUUCCAGAUUAAAGCUAGAAAAGGUGCGGUGCAAAGUAGCGGUAUUGAGAGUGUUUACAAAAGUUCUGACGAUGCUGAUUUAAUGAGGCAAACAGGACAAGAUUCCCCACUGGAGGUCAAACUAGGAGAACGGAGUAGCAGUGAGGAGAGUAUAAACAAGGGUUCUGACUUUGCACCAAUAGAUCAAAUUGUAAAAGAAACAACAUCUGAAGUCACUUGUAGUAUAGAAGUGUCGUCGUUGCCGCCAAACAUUACAGACGAAUUCAUUACUUAUUUUUUCGAAAACUCUAAACGGAGCGGAGGAGGAGAUGUGGAAAAUGUUUUCUAUGAUGAAAGGAACAAUACUGCCAUCAUCACAUUUCAAGAUCCUGCUGUGGUUAAAAAUGUUUUGAAAAAACAUGAAACUACAGCCCUUUCUAUGAAUAAGAUGCAAUUACAAAUUAAAGAAUACUACCCAGAAACAUACGAGAGUGAAGAUGAAAUGGAUGUCACAGCAGUUAAAGUGUCCAACUUGCCCCCCAAAAUCAGCAAGGAGCAGAUAGAGCUGUUUUUUGAGAACAUUAAGAGAAGUGGAAGUGUAGAAUUCAAAAAAGUAGACUAUGAUGAAGCUGCUAAUUGUGCCAUUGUAUGGUUCAAUGAUUCAAAAGUGGUUACAAACGUUUUGGAAAAAUACAAGACCUCUCCUUUUACCAUGAACAAACAAAAACUAAAAGUAGAGGAAUAUCGUCCAGCUGCAGAUGAGGUUGAAAGAAGCUCAGAGGAAGAAGAGGAGGAAGGAGGAGCAAUCAAGGUCACACGGCUACACCCAGAUACCACAGAAGAGGAGAUCAAGGAGUUUUUUGAAAACCGCAAAAAGAGUGGUGGAGGUGACGUGGAAAAAGUGGAGUAUGAUACGUUUGCCCAAACUGCUGUUAUCUGGUUUAAAGAAGAUGAUGUUGUAUCACGUGUUCUCGAAAACGUUCCGCUUUUGUUAAGAAGUAAACAUAUCCAUGUGGAGGAAGUUCGCUUGGAUGGACAGAAAGUGAAAAAAGAAGCUGACGAAGAGUCUCUUGGCUCACUGUGUACUAUUGAGGUCAGUGGAUUCAAGGACACAACAUCCAAGGACAGUGUGGAGUUCUAUUUUGAAAACAAUAAAAGAUCAGGAGGUGGAAAUGUGGAAGAGGUUAAAGGGGAAGUGGAAGAUGGAGUUCUGUUUAUCACUUUUGAGGAUGAAGAAACCGUAAAAAGAGUGCUUGAAAAAAACCACAAGCUAGACGGGGUUGAAUUGACAGUAAAGAGGUACCAACCCCCAAAGCCAAUACCCAUAUACCCAAACAGGGUUCUUGUUAAAGGGCUCAACCCUGAAACAUCAGAGGAUGGAAUCAGAAACUAUCUGGAGGCUAAAUCUGGGGAGGAUGUGAUAGAUGUAAGAUAUGGACAGGAAGAAGGGACAGUUUUGGUCACAUUUGAAGAACUCAAAGAUUUCAAAAAGCUGGAGGCAGCAUGUCAAAAGAAACCAUUAGAAAAACGGUUCCUGACUGUGAAAAGAGUUCCCAUCUCAAACUGUAUCAUCGUGUCUGGAUUUUCUGAAGACAUCUCUUACAGCACCCUGGAAUACUAUUUUAAAAAUGAGAAAAGAAGUGGAGGGGGAACUGUGACCGAUAUCAAGGUUAAUCAUGAGGACUGUACAUGUCUGGUGUACUUUGAAGAUCACACAGUUUGUGACAAGGUCUGCAAAAGAAACCAUAUAGUAGAAAAAUGGAGUGUAAAUGUACAGAUAUAUCAUGAAUGCUUGGGGCAGCCAUUUAAUCCUGAAGAGGGACCCAGAUUCAUAUGCCCUAAGCCUCUUGUUUUAAAGGAACUCAGUCUAAAGAAGAUGAAAUUCAUUUACAAAUCUGAUGAUUUGAAAACAGUUCUAGACAAACAAGCUACAAAGGCGCAUGGAAAGAUUAAAUGGCCACAAAAAGCAGCAACAGAGUUAACAGUUGACUGUAUGCUUACAAAAACUGUCAAAGAUUGUGAAAAUAUGGCGAAGACAUGGAAGGUACACAUGAAAGAUAUCCUAAUGAAAUUGCUAGAUGCUCUUUGUGUAGAAGAAAUAUGUGUUUUGUCAGAACACUGGCAAAGAGUUUUGGACUGGAUAGAACAAGGGAAUGCUUCUGAUCCUCAGAAAGUUGGUAUACAUUUUGAGAAGAGCAGUUUCACAGUUGUUCUUGUGGGUUAUGGAAAAGUUGUUGAACUCCUAAAGAAGGACCUAUUACAAAUGAUUUCUAAUAUGGAAGAGGAAAUUCAGAAGAAAAAACAACAGGUCACUGAGUCAAAGAUUCUGAGACAUUCUGAGUAUUUACUACUUGGCCUUGACAAUUUUAUAGAAGAAACAGAGAAGAAAUUACCGGGGUUAAAAGUUACAACCAGUUUGAAAGACAGAAAAAUCAUAUUCGAAGGUCAAUUUGUAGAUGUCACACAAGCGACGUUUUUUCUUAGUGAAAGGUGUCGUCAAAUUUGUGAAACAUCUGCCGGAAAGUUUUCCAAAUAUAGACGAGAUUAUUUAUCAAAAGAGGAGGUCAGAACUUGUUUAUCAAAGAUGCUGAAAGAGAAAAAGAAUAUAAGCUGUUUUGAAAUCAAGAGAGAUGAGGUUUGCUUGUUAGCGUUUUCUGACGAAAAAGCAGUUGAAGCUGCACAUCUUUUGAAGACUGAAAUCGUAGAGUCCCCUUUGGAAGUUUCUCCAGAUUCUGCCUAUUUGCUCAGCUCAGACAAAUGGGAAAAGCAAGCAAAACGUAUUGAGUCAAUGGAAAUCUUCGACAAUCUCCUCCAAAUAAUUACUCUGUCCGACCAAAGAAAGAUCAUAAUUGUCACAUUUUGUAGUUUGGUUGGUCUAGCUAGAGAGUUUGUAGAAGAGUUUCUUCAGGCAAACACAAUUAUCAUUGAUUCAAUGAAUGUGCCAACAGGUCUUUUCAAGUACAUGGAGCUCCAUCAUCAGGACAAAUGUCAAGAGAUUUCAAAUAGAUUGAAAAAGGAACAGAUUCAGAUUACAAUGAGCCAAAACAAUAUUUUGGUAAAGGGAACUAGUGCAGGAGUUGUUGAAACCAUGCAAAAUCUUAAAGAAAUAUUUAAAAAUACCCAGUCAAGGAAACACAUAUUACUGAAGCCAGGUAUAGGUAAGUUCUUGAAAAGUAAAAACGGAAAAAGCACCUUAAGAUAUAUAGAAAGACAACACAAAUGCUACAUCCAUAUUGGUGAGGAAGAUCAAACUUCGACACCUAGCAAUCCUCAGUCUGCCUCAUUUAAUGGCGUCAUGGCUGAGCACAAGACAAUGUCUGGGACCUUUAUUAAAGUGCAUGAAGGGGAUCUGACUGCUCUUCCAGUGGAUGUAAUUGUCAAUGGUGCAAACUCGUACCUUAUACAUCGAGGCGAUUUAGCAGCAGUCAUUGUCAAGAAAGGUGGAAUCGGAAUCCAGAAAGAGUGUACUGAACAUGUGCAAAGAAAUGGAAAGCUAAUGGAAGGAGAAAUUUAUUGCUCAAAACCUGGAACUUUUUCUUGUAAAAUGAUUGUUCAUGCCUGUGGACCCACUUGGAAAGGUGGAUCUAAUCAAGAAAGAGACCGUUUAAUGGAUUGUAUCCAGGCCGCUCUAGCUGAAACAGAGAAGAGGGGUUACAAAUCCAUUGCAGUGCCUGCCUUAUGCACAGGGAUUUUUGGCUUUCCCAAUGAACUGGCCACAUCUGUGAUUGUCAAAACCGUGAAAUCACAUUUGAAGGAUAAGAAAGACUCCAAGAUUAAAGAGAUUUUCCUGUCUGAUGUUAAGACUAACACUGCUCGGUGUUUCACAGAAGCUCUGCAACAAGCGUUCAAAGACAAGGUAAAAAUCUUCACGAAGAAUAUCAGCCAUGCUGGUGAGACUGCACAAAACCGCCAGAGAGAUUUAGUUAAAGGACAUAACCAUAGUCAAUAUGUAGAAUUCGAAGCAGGGCAUAUUUCUGUCCAAUUAAUCAAAGGACAAAUUGCCAGGUCCGAGGUAGAUGUGAUAGUAAAUACAGCAUCCAAAGAUUUAAAUCUUGACCUUGGCCCUGUAUCAGCAUCUAUUUCCAAAACAGGGGGAGACAGCAUUCAGCAGGAGUGCAGGGCUAAAUACCCAAUAGGCAUCAAUUUUGGAGAGAUAGCAGUUACUGGUGGAGGAAAGUUAGGCUGUAAAAUUGUCUGUCAUGUAGCUCUUCCACUAUGGGAUAAGGGAGGAAAAGACUCAAAAAAAUGUUUUACAAACAUUUUAAACUCUUGUUUGCAAGAGUCUCAUACACAAAAUCUAAGCAGCAUUGCUUUUCCUGCCGUGGGUACUGGUGACCUAGGUUACCCCCGAGAUAUGGUGGCAGAAGAAAUGUGCAAUUCUAUCAUUAAUUUCUCUAAAGAAAACCCUAAAACCAGCUUGAAAAAGGUGGUAUUUGUUGCUUAUGAAAGAGAUACACAAACCAUUGAGGCAUUUGAGACUGAGAUACAAAAGCAGGCCAUUAAAACUCAAAACAAAAGAGGAAGAAAGCGUCAUGGCACUCCAUCCAAGGCUAAAGAGGAUGACGGUUUUAUCAUGAUACCUGAGGAAGUCCAAAAAACGGUCAGCCAGAGAGAAGUCUCUGUAGAUAUUGGAAAUUUAAAGCUUCGCAUGUACCAAGGUGACAUCACUGAUGCUUAUGUUGAUGCCAUUGUUAAUAGCACAGACAGUGAUAUGGAUUUAAGUAAAGGUGGAGUUUCAAGGGCCAUUAAAUUCAAACUUGGUGAAGAGUUGCAGAGACAAAUAGAAAUUCAAAAAAAAAAUAUGAAGAAGUAUGGCGUGGCAGUAACAGCCAAUGGUGACAAGUCCCAAAUUCCAUCAAAAUUCAUCAUUCACAUUAAUGUAAGCGGUGGAAAUUACAAGAAGAAAAUGGAAGAGGCUUUGAACAAAGUGGAAGAAAUAAGACUAAAAACAGUUGCGUUUCCAGCAAUUGGAAUAGGUGAAAGUUAUCAGCCCCAAUCUGUGGAGGACUUCGCUGACCAAGUGUUCAAUGCUCUUAAUAAACUGCACUCAACUGUCAAACACCUGUCAGAAGUUCACGUCAUUUUCUUUAAUCAACAAAUGACUCAAAAGUUCAUCAUGGCUAUGCAUCAGUGCUUUCACUCCCAAGAUUCUCAACCAAAGGGAUGGUUUACGAGGCUUGCAAAUUACAUACCAAGUGGUGAUGGGUGUGGAAAACCCCAUAGUCACCAUUGGAACCCAGUGAUUGAGGAAAAGGAUGCUUCCAAAGCCACCAUUAUUGUUUAUGGAGAAAGCCAAGAUAUAUAUACAGGAAUUAACACACUUGAAAAUUCAUUGGAAGGGGAUUUAGAUACAAAAGAAUUCAAAGAUGAAAUAAUCAAAAAGCUAUACAAAACUCAGAUGAAGGCUUUAUAUGAUUUAAAAGAGAGAUUCCAAAUAGAUGUAAACAUUGACAAAGAUAAAGGAAUGGCCUUCCUUCAUGGAACAAAAGACGAUAUAAGUGCUGCAUCUGAUGUCUACCAUAGAAUUAUUCGAGAGGCGGAACGCGGUUUACAGGAGGGUGUCCAGGCAAAACUCAUCUCGGACUAUGUUCAGUGGUAUUUUGUGGAUAAUUCAAAUGACAAAAAUGAGCUGAUUGAGUACACGGGUAACAUAAAUCUGAAAAUUGAAAAAGCGUAUCGCAACCAGGACAAAGAAGUUAAAUUCACGGAUGAUGGAGGAACUGAGUUCAUCAUCAACUUUAAGGACAUGGAGGAAUACCCUACUGUUGAUAAGUCUGAUGUUACCACUGUUACCAGGAGAGACAAAUCCAAGUAUUCUACCUUUGAGCCUCCAUCAGAAUGGUCGACUACGCAGGACUCUGACAACCUAGUUGUGGUGCCAGUUAACUCAGGCAGCACAGAAUAUUCCAGUGUGAUUGACAGGUUCGGACACAAAGAAAAAAAAUGUCAAGCAAAGCUCAUCUCGAACUUUGUUCAAUGGUAUUAUGGGGAUAAUUCUGAUGACAAAAAAGACUUGUGUGAAUACCCAGGCACAUUGAUCAUUGAAAAAGCUUAUCACAACCAGGACAAAGAAGUUCGAUUCAUGGACGAUGGAGAAACAGAGUACACCAUUAACUUCAUUAACAUGAAGAGAUACCCUACUGUCGAUAAGUCAGAUGUAUUCAAUGUGUUCAGGAGAGACAAAGUCAAGGACUCUACCUUUGAGCCUCAAGCAGAAUGGUCAACUAUGAAGGACUCUCACAACCUGGCCAUGGUUCCGGUUAACUCAGGCAGCCCGGAAUAUUCCAGUGUUAUUGACAGAUUCCAGGAACAAGUAGGCAAAAGAGAAAUGCUUAAAUUGGAGAGAAUACAGAACAAGAUGUUGUACAAGCAAUAUGUCGCCGAAAAGAAGUUGCUGGAAUCCCAGAAUCCUAAAGGAACUCAAAAUGAAAGAAUCCGGCACGGAACUGCACCGGAAGCUGUAAGCAGCAUCCACUCUCUUGGUUUCAACAGCAGCUACUGUGCUAUAAUUGCCACGGAAAAUGGAGAAGGGGUAGAUUUUGCUGUGGAUGCUGGAUGCUUUGUUAGCGACACCUACCCCAAACCAGAUAGCCAAGGACACAAUAGAAUGUACCUCUGUAAAGUCCUCACCGGAGAAUACACGUUUGGACAAAGUGGAAUGAGGUUACCACCUGCAAAACCAGGACAACAGUCUCACAUUCUGUACGAUUCUGUUGUAAACGAUAUCAGUAACCCACUGUAUUUCACCAUAUUUAAUGACACACAGUGCUAUCCAGCCUAUCUUAUCACAUUCAAAUAGAGACGUGGACAUUUAAAUCAAAAUUCUAUAAAGAGUGUUUGAACAUGUAUAGAAUUUUUUAAGAUACGGAAACCGAAAUAUAGUAGAUCUUGUUGGGUUUUUUUAUGCUGUGUUAAUUCUCUAGUGCAACCACAACUAAAAGCGUACAGUGAACACCAAAGAAUCAUAUUGUGAUAUUCAGGAAUUAGUUUGAUAUUUUGGAGAAAAAAAACAAGCUAUGGUAGUGAAAUAUUACAAUAGUUUCUGCAGUUAAUAAUAUACUCUAAAAUUAAAAAAUCAUGGGAGAACACAUAACCCUUAAUUUGACAGACAUCAAGAUUUUUUCAUUUGUUUAAAUAGAGUGAGACCAUUAAUCAACAAAUAUAAUAUGUAAAUACGGUUUUGUAUAUAUGUUUGUAGUUAUGAAUUUUUUUUUUUUAAAUUCAGUUGUGUGUAUAGAGUAAAAUCAUUAUUCAACUAAUAAAAUAUGUAAAUAAGAUUGGUUUUAGGAUGUUUAUAUAGGUAUGAUUUUAACAUUUUUAAUAGUUUUUUCAAAAGAGUAAAACCAUUAUUUACCUUACAAAAUAUUUAAAAGGAGAUGUUAUUGUAUGUUUGUAGUUAUAAUUUUUAUUUUUUUUCAGUUGUUUCAAUAGAGCAAAACCUUUAAUCAACUAAUAAAAAAUUUAAUGUUUUUGUAUGUUU